AUUGAAGCUUUAUAACAUGAAGGGAGAAUCUGCUUCCAAACACAAUUUGUUGAUUGUGACAGACGCCAAUGUCAAUUUCAAGAUUUAGGUAUGUCGCUGCUGUUUUUGUUUUUAUUCCAAAGUUUACUCCUUUUCAAUUUCCAAAACACUAUUUUUCAACCCUAAACCCUCAAUUUGAUAAUGUUAAUCAUCUGGAUGCUGUUUCAAUCUUCAAUCGUUUGCUCCAUAAGAACCCUACCCCACCAGCCAUUGAAUUUGGCAAGAUUUUAGGUUCCAUUGUGAAAGCUAAGCAUUACUCAAUUGCUAUUUCCCUUUUUCAACAAAUGGAAGUUAGGGGAAUCAACCCUGACUUAGUAAAUUGCAAUCUCUUAAUGAAUUGUUUUUGCCAAUUGGGUCAUAUCACUUUUGCUUUCUCUGUUUUCUCAAAGAUUCUCAAAAGGGGUUAUCAUCCUGAUACAAUAACUUUUACCACACUCAUCAAGGGUUUUUGUCUUAAAGGUGAGGUUCAUAAAGCAUUGCACUUUCAUGACAAGGUGGUAGCACAAGGAUUUCAGUUGGAUCAAGUUAGUUACGGGACUUUAAUCAAUGGGUUAUGUAAAGUUGGAGAAACAAGAGCAGCUCUAGAGUUGCUGAGACGAGUUGAUGGGAAAUUGGUUCAACCUAAUGUGGUAAUGUACAGCACGAUUAUUGAUAGUAUGUGCAAAGAUAAACUUGUUUCUGAUGCAUGUGAUUUAUAUUCUGAAAUGGUUGUCAAGAGAAUUUAUCCUAAUGUUGUCACUUACAAUGCACUAAUUAGUGGCUUUUGCAUCAUGGGUCAAUUAAAAGAAGGAAUUGAUUUGUUUAAUAAAAUGACAAUGGAAAACAUCAACCCAAAUGUGUAUACUUUUAAUAUAUUGGUUGAUGCUUUUUGUAAAGAAGGGAAGUUGAGAGAAGCUAAAAAUGUGUUUCUUGUGAUGAUGAAAAAUGACAUAAAGCCGAGUAUUGUUACUUACAACUGUUUAAUAGAUGGAUAUUGUCUUGUUAAUGAAGUGAACAAGGCUAAGAGUAUACUCAACAUUAUGGCCCAAAGGGGAGUGGCUCCUGACGUUAGGAGCUACAGUAUCAUGAUUAAUGGACUUUGUAAGAUUAAAAUGAUGGAUGAAGCCAUGAACCUCUUCAAAGAAAUGCAGUCCAGAAAAAUUGUUCCUGAUGUUGUAACUUACAAUUCCCUCAUUGGUGGCUUGUGCAAAUCAGGGAGAAUUACAUAUGCUUUGCAUCUUGUUUGUGAGAUGCAUGAUAGGGGCCAACCACCUGAUAUAUAUACUUACAAUUUUGUAUUGGAUGCUUUAUGCAAAAGCAAUGAUGUUGAUAAGGCAAUUGCAUUAUUGAAAAAAUUUAAAGACUUGGGUAUUCAACCAGAUAUGUGCACGUAUAAUAUUCUUCUCAAUGGAUUGUGUAAAAAUGGACGAAUAAAGGAUUCACAAAAGAUUUUUGAAGAUCUUUUGGUCAAAGGCUACAAUCUAAAUGUCUAUACAUAUACCAUUAUGAUACAAGGCUUUUGUAACAAGGGCUUGUUGGACGAA
This is a messenger RNA of Cicer arietinum (chickpea), 1562 nucleotides long. The record is from RefSeq and is a predicted model, not a curated record. NCBI's taxonomy places the organism in Eukaryota, Viridiplantae, Streptophyta, Magnoliopsida, Fabales, Fabaceae.